UUGGAGAUUCUGGUAUCUUUUGGCCUGGUCCCCGACGAUCGCAGCCCCUCCUUCAACCGCCCUAAAGGCUCCGUCAUGGACGCUAGCCUCGACAGAGGUUGGCGCGAGGCUCUCGUCAAGGCCCAAGCAAAGACAUCACAGACAUACCAGAAAAUCGCAUCAAAAUGCUAUCGGGCAGAUGCAGGAACUGGGCUGGAACAGCUUCGAGAUAUCCUGAGCACCCUACGGCUGCUUCUCGGGACGAUCAACAGCCUGUCCUUGCUAGUCAUGGAGCUGCGGAUACAGGGGAGCGAUUCUCACUUGCGCGGCCCGCAGCCUGAUCACAACGUCCUGGAUACGAUGAGCGACCUCUUGGAGUACCUGAAUAGGCCGAAUUUGGAGUAUCCUAUCGACAACCGAAUUCCAAGAAAGCUCCACGCUAUUUCGGACACUCUCAGAACGGCCGCAGCGAGUCACGACUGCUUUGGCAUGGAGACCUGCCUGAUCACCUACGAUCCCCCGAUGUCAUUGUUCGAAUAUUGCCCAAAAUCAACGCCAGAUGACUCCAAAGAAGGAGGACGGGAAACCGAGGAAUCUUCACAUGAAGACGCCAUGGCAUGCUUAGCUGAAGUAAUGCGGGUCCCAAAAGAACUUGAAGCCCCUAAAGACCUUCUUUCAUAUCAGUCACACGUCGCCUGGAGGGACUUGGCUUACCCGCGUUAUAGCAUCUCCGCAUGGAGACUACCAGAGCUGGUCAAGAAGCACUGGGAUUCUGCAAUUAAAGCGCACGUGGAGAACCUCUUCUCACCCGACAAGCCAGCGCCCUUCGAGUACUGGCUUCUCGAGUAUGCGACCCGGCAAUGGCCUGAGCGCUUUGAUACAACCAAAGCUUUGUCAAAGACACAUUUCAAGCGUCUUAUGUCCAUGGUCUCUGAUCCAUCUCUUCGACCUCUGCAUGUCGCAGCGGCUUUGGGGCUGAAUGCUUUUUACGAAGACAGAGUAGCCGACCAAGUAGAGCUUAGGCAGCUCUCCACAGCGAGUCCUUUUGGCACGCCGCUCUACUGCGCACUUCUAGGGCCGAAUGCACUCCUCGCUCACGUCGACGACCCAAUACAAUUAGCAGCGGAUUUCCUUCAUACUGCCGGUCAGAAAGAGACUAUCGCCAAGAUUUGUCUCAUGACACACAACCUGCGACCGUACCUGGGAGCGUACCCGUCGCAGUUGAGCGUGAUCGGACCCAACCCGGAUGAACCCGUGUCCCUGACCACGCUGGCAUUCCUGGUCUGCCAUUCUCUCGACGACCCGGAGCUUUUUAAUCUCAUUUUGACUUUCAAUCCUGCCUUGGACGACAGGUUCCUGCAGCUUUUCCUCGGGAAAAACUCCAUUGCCAACUACUGGCCGUCCACGCUACCGGAGUUAUCUCUAUCGUUUUUGCAUAAAGUGCUGCCGUCCAUUAUCGACUAUACAGCCGUCAGAUACACCGGGCCGGGUCUUGUAUCAUCUCUUUUGAAGGGAGUCUACGAGGUUGUUGGACAUUUCCGCCUGGAAUCUAUCACCCCCACAACCAAGUUGCCCAAUCUGCCGGAUGAUACGUACUACGACCUGGUCCGCGAGAUCGUCCCAGACGACGAUCUCCUGUUUCUCAGGAGGUUCGUCUGUGAUCCACGCUGGAAGCCCGAUAUCCCCUUGGUCAGAGAUGAUUCCUUUCCGGCGCCCACGGACGACAUUUCAAAAGUCAAGACAACGACACUCCUUCACUACGCUGUGGAAUGCAACAUGUGGGCUUCGGUGUCGCUGAUGUUGAGUUCUUCCGCGUCCGUCGACAUCAAUGUCCGCAACGAGAAUGACCAGACCCCGCUGAUGCUGUCCGAAUCCCCUGAGAUGUUCAAACUCCUUAAAUGCCACGGUGCAAGAACCACGGAGACAGAUCAUCUCGGGCGCAACAUAUGGCACAUCGCAGCCGCCAACGCCGACGUCAACCUCAUCGACUGUCUCAUGGAGAACGAUGAGAACAAGGACCAGAAUCUUAGAGGGUUGAUGCAUGGAGGGCAGACACCCAUCGCCCAGAGCAUCAUUUAUCCUCUGCAGCUACUACGGGAAGGCUCAGAGGUAACCGAAACAUCACCAGUUGGGGCUUUGCACUUGCUCAAGAGUUGCAAAAAGGACCCAGCGUACCUCCAAAGCCCGACCCCCCUGAUACUACUGGCGGCACAAUGGGGUUCCACACCGCUGGUGACCAGUCUGUUGGAUUUCGGUGCUGAUCCUAACUCCGUAGAUGAGAAGGGCCAGUCGGCUUUACACUACAUCAAUAUCUCGGCUGCACAAGAUUUGGUUACGGCUCUUCAGAAAGUUUGCAAGACGUCGGCCACAAACCACAGCGGCCUCACACCCGCAGAGACAAUCUUUGAUGAUUUACCUCCCCAACUGCGCCCAAGAUAUCCUGGCGUGGAUGAUGCCAUCAUCGAGUCGGAAGGGCUUGAUGAUAAGGCGUACCAACUUCUCCUCACCCCAGAAGUGCUCUCCUCUCGCAACGACAAGGGUCAUGGGCUCUGGGAGCGGUUUGCCGCAAGAUUGGCUGACCCCGAGAACCCUAUCUGGGAUGACCCGUCAAUCGCUGGCGCAUCCAUGAAGACAGCAACAAGUAUGCUGAUUAUGAGUGGAGCAAUGCAUUCGUACGAGAAGGAGAAGAGAGAGCCGGGACUUCUGGCUGUUAUGAAGACUUUGAGCCCAAACCUCACGAAAAUAUUCUUCACGGAAUACUCGGAGUGGGCCUUUGACCUCCUUAUUAGCACUUCCAAAGAGAAGGAAAAGUUCAAAACCUCAGCUUAUUCCGUCAAGCUGCUUAAGCUUGUCGUUAUCCAGAGGCGCACCUCAUUUGUACGACGUCUCCUCGAGCUAGGCGUGUCAGUUCACCUGCGGGACAACAGCAAUGUUGACCUGAUCGAAGGGGGCCCUGCCUGGACGUGGGAGGAGGCCACUUCCGCACUGGAAUACGCGUGCGAAUAUAUCCCCUGCGAGAAUGAGAUAUUCGAUAUCCUACUGUCCUACGUAGAUACCGACAAGCUCAACGAGGAUCGUCCUGUUGGUCAAGGGUUCAUCGACAGACUCAUCAGAGGCUCCCGACGCGAGCAAGAUUUCAAGCUGAGAAAGCUAUUGCGGAAAGGCCUCAACCCAAACCCGAAGUCGGGUGUGAAUGGUUCCCCUGCCAUGGUGGCAUGCAUCAAAGGGGGCCAUCUUUCGACUACCCUAUCACUCCUCGACCAUGGCGGAGACGUGUCAGCGACUGACGAGUCGGGCAUGGACGCGCCCUUGGCGGCGGCGUGGAUGGGUAGCGUCGAAAUCCUGGACGGGUUGAAGGCGUCCCGGCCGGACAUGGACCUCAAGACAACCUGCACGGCACGCCUCGCGACUUGUAUUCCCGGCUGGCUGGACCAGGAGAUGGUCCUGCGGGGGUGCACCGGCCUUCACCUGGCAGCUUUCAAGGGCCACGUAGCCGUCUUCGACUUUCUCAUCAAGCGUCACGGGUUCGACGUCAACGUCGUCACUUCUGACGAUCGGUGGACGCCUCUCCACUGCGCCGCCUACGGCGGCCAGGCGUCUUGCGUCAGAAGCCUCCUCGAACUCGGGGCAGAUACGACGGCGGAAGACUGCAGGGGCCACACGCCGAUGGCGGUGGCUAUCAUCCUCCGUCGGAGCGAGAUCGUUUGCGCCCUGCUGUGGUUCGGGUCGGGGGAGGACGAGAACCCGACGGUUCACCGCCUGGCGCAGGAAUCCGGAUGUCAGGACAUUAUCGAUCUCUUAACGCCCACUGAGCCAUCGACGCCGUCUCCUUCCGUUCCGGAUGUCGAAAUGGAAGUAUAA
Messenger RNA from Colletotrichum karsti, 3840 nucleotides. RefSeq lists its product as uncharacterized. Gene Ontology annotation, molecular function: protein binding. The record is from RefSeq and is a predicted model, not a curated record. NCBI's taxonomy places the organism in Eukaryota, Fungi, Ascomycota, Sordariomycetes, Glomerellales, Glomerellaceae. The transcript has a single exon.